UCUGACACGGUUCCAUCUUUCGAGAUCUUCUCAACGUAAUUUUCACUAAUCCAGACGAAAAAAAAUCGCGAAAAAUUCUUUCAAUAUAUACGAAACAGUUAGAUUUAGCAUUCAGCAGCAGGCAAAACCACUCAAGAUGACCAACUGCAAGCGAGUGAACACGACGAACCGUCGCUUCAAGGAUUUCCACCGACGCUAUCUAGCGCUCUGCAGAGCGAGGAACUUCCCACCGUUGGCGGAGCUUAGCGGAAUCAGAAGUGGAGGAGGGUCUGGUGUCUACAGGUGUGCCAGCGAUCAACAGCUGCAUAAGGGGGUGGACCUUUAUGGGGAUCGUUUCAAAGAAACCGACUGGCAGCUGAUCGCCGACGCUCUCAUCGAAGAUGGCUCGCUUGAAUUUUUAGCCAUUCGGCUGCGGAAGGUCUACAAUGACGUACUCGACAACGGUUAUAUCCGAACUGAUGGCAAUUUUGAUCGUCCGAUCAUUUUGAAGAAACGAUUGUUUACCCGACUUAUUGAAGGCCUGGCACAUUUUUUGGUCAACAAUCAGGUGGUGAAGGUUUUCGUGCUUGAAGCCCUUCCUAUCCAAGAUGUGUACAUGGCAACGCUUGUAGAUGCAUUGCAGCACAAUAAUUCCAUCACCGAGUUGAGCUUAGCGCGCAGCGCAAUUCGCGACGAGGGCUGUGAAACGGUCUGCCGGGCUGUGAUGCAUCUACCCCGGAUCGAAUCACUUAAUCUGUCCGGCUGUCAGCUUACGGUUCGCGGUUGUCGGUCAAUCGCCGAGUUGAUCAAGUUCCAAAAAAUUCAACGCUUCGCCCAAAGCUGGCAACACUCGCUCCGCUAUCGGGAUGUUGACAUGAGCAAGAUACAGGGCUUGCGUAACAUUAUGCUGAACUCGAACCCGGAUGUCGGUGAUGAGGGCCUGUGCGAGUUGACCGAGGUUCUCAAGGAUGACGAAUGGAUUCGGCAGGUGCACUUUAGAAGUUGUGGUCUAACUGAUAAGGGAGCAAAAUUUUUGGUGGACUGUUUGAAUAUGAACAAAGCGAUCGAAAAGUUCGAUAUCAGAGGAAAUGGGGAUAUUUCCAAUGUCGCUUGCCACGAGAUCUUGGUAAAACUGGGAAUAGAUAUGGAAUCGUCCGACAGCAGCCAGUCUUUGAAUGAGAAGAAAGGCGUGGGACAGGGUAAAAUGAGGCUGUCUGAGCAGGUUAAGUAUUUGCAACAGCAGUUGACGGCGGAGCGUCUUCGGAGUGCGCAAUUGCAGCAUCUGGUCGAGCAACUUCAUCUGCAACAAACCGAAUGUGUGAUUCAGCUGAACAAUUUGAAGGAAGAGUACAGGCGAAUUGUUGAUCAACAUGAAGAAAUGGUGAAAACAAUGAAACGCCAGGAGAAGGGAAGGCCGAAGAGUAGAAAGACUGCACUUCGUAAAAGUCGCAGCGAGGCGCUUCCUACAUCGAUGUUCAGUCGUAAUGCCAACGCCGGACGGAUCUAUACUCGAGGUAGUAACAAAUCUAAGUCAGAAAUGACAAUGAAAUGGAUUCAUGAUGGUCACGUUACUGCAACGAACUGUGCGGGUGGUUAUGCCAAACGACCCCACGUGUUGGAGGGAACUAUUGGGGAUACUGGAUUGAACACGCGUUUGAAUGAUAUCGCUGAGCUGAAUGAAGGAGUCCAUACGCUACAUAAGAACUUCGAGGAGGCUGGAUUUGGUGAUAUGGGAGUCGGAUGUUCGGCUGUCAGGAUUAGAAGUGCAGGAUAUAAUAACAAACGCUCCGUUCAGUUAAAUACAAAAGAAGACACUAGCGAGGAGGAGUAUUUUAACGAUAUUGGGGAACCAGUCGAUCACAUGGAGAGAAAUGACGUUAAUAAAGUUUGGCGAGAUUGCGAAGAGGAAGGAGACGAUGACAGCGGUACCAAUUCUAUCUCCGGUGCAGAUUUGUUAAAUAUGGUCGUCAAAAAGAGAUCAAUGGAGCAUACAGGUGAAUCACAUUCUGUUUUUUUGAGCGUUUAUGAUGCAGAUGAGAAUUAAACACUAUUCAUUGGGUAUCAUGAUGAAGGCUCUAUAUUUUAUAAGGGUAUACUCAACUUUCGGAAGGAUCCGCUCAAUAAAAUUCCACAUGUAUCGAUGGUACAAUUUUGCUA
Molecule: messenger RNA, 2136 nt
Organism: Toxorhynchites rutilus septentrionalis
Lineage: Eukaryota; Metazoa; Arthropoda; Insecta; Diptera; Culicidae
Product: protein Cep78 homolog
Exons: 4
Coding region: 137-2023 (628 amino acids)
Cellular component (GO): centrosome
Molecular function (GO): protein binding
Source: RefSeq, a predicted model, not a curated record